Messenger RNA from Glarea lozoyensis ATCC 20868, 1545 nucleotides. RefSeq names its product Cytochrome P450. NCBI's taxonomy places the organism in Eukaryota, Fungi, Ascomycota, Leotiomycetes, Helotiales, Helotiaceae. The coding region runs from base 1 to 1545 and encodes 514 amino acids. Gene Ontology annotation, molecular function: iron ion binding; heme binding; oxidoreductase activity, acting on paired donors, with incorporation or reduction of molecular oxygen. The record is from RefSeq and is a predicted model, not a curated record. The transcript is spliced from 3 exons.
AUGAUUCCCAUACUCGGUGCUUUGGUCAUUGGGUUUGGUGGUAUUGCUGGCUACCUCCUCGUCCUCUCAAUCUACCGCAUCUACUUCCACCCACUCUCCGCAUACCCCGGUCCUCUCCUCGCAAAACUCACAGAUUGGUAUUCCGUCUAUCAUGCUUACCACGGCGAUCGCCAUCUCGAAUUCCACCGCUGCCAUGAACUUUACGGUUCGAUCUUCCGCUUCGGUCCAAACUCGCUCUCCAUAAACACCAACACGGCGUUGAAAACCAUCUACGGCCACAAGAGCAAUGUCCAGAAAUCGCAAUUUUACUCUGUGUUUCCGCCGACGAAAGAUACGUUCAACACGCAUUCUUCGAUCAAUAAAUCGCAACAUGCGCGCAAACGACGGGUGUUGUCCCAUGCGUUCUCCGAUUCGGCGAUUAAGAGUAUGGAGAAGUAUAUUCUAGGGAACGUGCGCACAUUUACGACGAGAUUGGGCGAGAGAGUUGGGGAUAAGGGAUGGAGUGUUCCGCAGAAUAUGGCGGAUUGGGCGAAUUAUCUGACGUUUGAUGUGAUGGGAGAUUUGUGUUUUGGAAAGGCAUUUGAGAUGUUGGAGAGAGAGGAUAAUCGACAUGUGAUUGAUUUGAUUGGGAACGCGGCGCAUAUGCAUUUGAUUCUUGGUACGAAUCCUACCAUCAAGACACUCGGGUUGAACAAAGUUCUCUUCAGCAAGAUCUACAACAUGCGAAUGCAGUACAUGGCAUACUCCAAAGCCCAAGCCGCCGAACGUCAAAAAGUCGGACUCGACACAGACCGCAAAGACUUCUUCUACUACCUCCUCAACGCCCGCGAUCCAGAAACCGGCCAAGGCUUCACAGGCCCAGAGUUAUGGGGUGAAAGCAACCUUCUCAUUAUCGCCGGCAGCGACACCACUUCCACAGCCCUCGCCAGCGCCUUCUUCUACCUCGUUCACAACCCCUCUACCCUCGCCAAUCUCACCAAAGAAAUCCGCACCAAAUUCGACGACGUAGAACAGAUCCACACCAGCCCAGAGUUGAACUCCUGCCACUACCUCCGUGCUGUUAUAGACGAAAGCAUGCGUCUCUCUCCACCCGUCGGCGGUAUCCUCCCUCGUGAAGUCCUUGCCGGUGGUCUCGAAAUCGACGGCCAUCACAUCCCAGCUGGGACUGUAGUAGGCGUUCCACACUACGCCAUUCAUCACAAUCCUUCCUACUACCCCGAUCCAUUCACAUUCAACCCCGAUCGCUGGAUCGCCGAGUCGCCAGCAGAGACCAAAGAUACUGUCGCACUCGCACAAUCUGCGUUUUGUCCAUUCAGCGUAGGUCCACGAGGAUGUAUUGGUAAGGGUCUGGCGUAUGCGGAGUUGAUGACUAGUCUGGCGAGAACGAUGUGGUUGUAUGAUUUCAAGCUCGCGGAGGGGACGAGUGUUGGUGAGGGGAGACAAGGGUUGGAGUGGGGAAGGGAGAGAAAGGGAGAAUAUCAGUUGAAGGAUUGUUUUACUAGUAUGAAGAAAGGUCCGCUUGUGCAGUUUCGGGCGAGGAAGUGA